AUGGACGAUGAAGAUGACCUAGGUCCCGAAAUACCAUAUCUCAGUGCCAUAGGAGCUUUAAUGUACUUGGCAUAUCACACACAGCCUGAUAUAAGCUUUGCCGUGAACCUACUAUCUAGGUUUAGCUCCUAUCCGACCCAGAGGCAUUGGAAUGGGAUCAAACAUCUAUCAUUGUUUACUUCCAAACCAAAGGACUCACGCCUUGACUUUCCUCUUCCUCCAAGCCCUCCAUCUCGUCCCGUCAUCGGCCAUCUCCAUCUUUUACUCUCUGUUCUAAUCCACAAGUCUUUUCAGAAACUUUCCUCCAAGUACGGACCAUUCCUCUACCUCCGCAUCUUCAACGUUUUCAUAGUCCUCGUCUCCUCAUCCUCAAUAGCCUACGAGAUUUUCAAGAAGCAUGACAUGAUCGUCUCCUUCCGUGGCCUCCUUCCAAGACACGAGUCACUCUUGUUUGGUUCUUCCACUUUCCUCAUGGCUCCGUAUGGAGAUUACUGGAAGUUUAUGAAGAAGCUCAUCGUCUCAAACCUUCUCGGGUCCCAAGCACUUGAGCGUUCACGAGGCAUCCGUGCCAAGGAGAUAGAGAAGUUUUACUCAAACCUGCUUGAUAAGUGA
Messenger RNA from Brassica oleracea var. oleracea, 612 nucleotides. RefSeq names its product cytochrome P450 705A20-like. Gene Ontology annotation, cellular component: membrane. Gene Ontology annotation, molecular function: iron ion binding; heme binding; oxidoreductase activity, acting on paired donors, with incorporation or reduction of molecular oxygen, NAD(P)H as one donor, and incorporation of one atom of oxygen. NCBI's taxonomy places the organism in Eukaryota, Viridiplantae, Streptophyta, Magnoliopsida, Brassicales, Brassicaceae. The record is from RefSeq and is a predicted model, not a curated record. The transcript is spliced from 2 exons. The coding region runs from base 1 to 612 and encodes 203 amino acids.